CAAACACACACACCUUGGAACUCACAUGCUCUACUGCCACACUUGGAAAAUAUUCUGUAGGGUUUUUCGUUUUGCUGCAGCAGAGCAGAGUGACACCCUACACACCCUGUGACCGCUGAUUCUUUAUCCUGUAAAUGUCUCCUGUGGGCUUGUGUUGUCUCCUCUUCAUCUCCGUCUCUGUGUGUUACUGGGUACCAGCAGGCUGCUAUGCCAAUGGCAAAGUCACCAAAGCCUGUGGCAACAUGGCAACCCCACCAUGGAGUCCCAGGUCAGACAACUCACAGCCCUUACCACCUAACAACCAACACCACCAUGUUCAGCCCCGGAGAUCAUAUCCAAGUCAUUCUAUCUGGAACAUCAUAUUUUGAGGGCUUCCUGCUUCAGGCCAGAGAUGCAGCCAGUCAGAGCUCAGUAUCCACUGUUGGCACCUUCACCCUGACCAAUCCCGACAUGACACAGCUGCUCACCUGUAAUAAGCAACAGGGUUCAGCAGUGAGCCAUACGAGUGAUGCCAGACAGACAGAGGUUGUUGUCAUCUGGAAUGCUCCUCCAGAUUCUCCCAGUGAGGUCCAGUUUCUGGUGACUGUAGUCUUCCACUACAGUGUAUUUUGGGUGAGGCUGCCUGGACCAGUCAUCUAUCAGCAUGGUGUUACACCUCAUCCACCUCAGUCCACCACUACACCUCCUCCAAUACUGACAACCACACCCUCUAUCCUGCCGGGACCUUUCAAUUCUAAUGGCUGUGGCCAAACAAAAUCCUGCCUGUCAGACCCCCUGGGCUGUGAUCCAGAAGACGGUCCUCACUGCUUCUUCUUGUCCAUGACUACAGAGGGACCAGACAAAACGUCUGUGAUAUUUGAGCUGAGUGGCCCAGCGGAGGGAUACGUUGCCUUUGCUUUGUCCUGGGACAAGUGGAUGGGAAAUGAUGAUGUGUAUAUGUGUGUAGAAGAUGGGGGUAGAGUAUCAGUGAGUGCUGCCUUCGUUACUGGACGAACAAACCCUGAAGACCAGUCUCAGUCUGGAAUCUCUUCAGUAUCAUGGCGGCUGGCAGAUGGAGUAAUCCAGUGCAGGUUUAGUAGACCAGUCAAACUGGCCAAUCAGGAACCAGGCCGCUAUGAUCUGGACCAGGAGUACUUUCUGUUUCUGGCCAACGGACGUGCUCUGUAUGGUGAAAUAUGGAAACAUAGUCACCAACCAUUAGUCUCCACACAUAGAAAACGUAUCACAGGCCCCCCUGAGGUCCUAACAGGUUCCCGAGGACCCACCAUAAUGAAAAUGCAUGGUGCAUUAAUGUUGUUAGCCUGGAUGCUAACUGGGAGUGUUGGUACCAUUGUCGCCAGCUUCUAUAAAUCUGAGUGGCCAAAUCAAAUUCUGCUCGGCCAGAAAGUCUGGUUCCAGGUUCAUCGAGGCCUGAUGACGCUGACUAUGACUCUGACCAUUGUAGCCUUUUGCCUUCCAUUUUUCUAUAGGAAAGGUUGGAGUGAGCAUGCAGGUGUCCAUCCCUACCUAGGCUGCUGUGUUCUGGCAUUAUCUCUGAUUCAGCCAAUAAUAGCUGUGUUCAGACCACUGCCUGACUCUAACAGGAGAUAUAUCUUUAACUGGGUCCACUGGGGAAUUGGAUCUGUGACUGAGAUUGUGGCAGUGGCGGCCAUGUUCCUGGGCACACGUCAAUCAUCACUGCUCCUCCCCCAGCCAUGGGCAACACAUGUUUUGAUUGGCUAUGUGACAUGGCUGGUCUCCCUCAGGAUUCUCCUCCUGAUUGAACACAUUUACAUCAAACAAUUACUGAGGACAGAUGAUCAAGUAGCCAUUCUUUCUGACCAAUCAAAGCCCAGUUGCUUGGGGUCCUUCACAAAGUCUCUCAUCUUGGCUGCCUUGGCUUUGGGAAACUCUGGUUUCCUCAUGGCCUUACUGUCUUCUAUUGCUGAAAUCUGACACUUAAUGACAAAGGAAUUGAAAUAAUUCUCAAGACCAUGACACACUGACAUUCUAAAAGGAGACAUUUUAAUUCAAGGUUUGGACUACAGUUAUAGUACGUAAUUCUAACUUAAGCAAAGCCCAGAAAUGGAAUGUAACAGAACUGAACUUUAUCAGCUAAGAAAACAAUCAUUUGUAUUUAAAAUUUUACUAUUUCCUUUUUAAUAUUCAAAUUUUUGGUUGUAUUUGUGUAGUUAGUUUAGCAACCUAUAUUAAUAUUUAAUAUAUAAUCACUUUAUUCUAUUUCUAUAUUUAGUGACAUUAUUAAUGUUUAAUAAUAGCACUUAUUGGCCUUUCUUAAAUAAUUCAUGAAAAAGGUCUUGAAUCAGCAACAUAGUGUGAACAGAUGUUUUCUGAUGUUUUCACAUGCACAUACACUCAACAGCAGGUAGUAGCAGGAAGCUUUUUAAAAAUAUAUAUAUUAUAUGAUUGAAUGGUUGUUUCUAUAUGUCAGCCCUAUGAUGGACUGGUGAUCAGUACAGGGUGUACCCCACCUCUCACCCAAUGACAGCUGGGAUAGGCUCCAGCCCCCCCUCAACCUUUAAUGGAUAGGCAGUAUAGAUAAUAGAUGGAUGGAUUUUAUAUUAUUAUAUAUUUAUCAUGUUGGAAAUACCGUGAAGUGAUGGAGCUAAAAACAAAUAUGUUGCUAUCUUUGUAAGCUUUAGCAAUGUGUUACUGUUCCACUUUAUAUUGGACCAUGUAUUUUAAUUUUGAAUUCAGAUUAAAUGGGAACAAAGUCCAUUAAUAUAGGUAUAUAUGAACAAAGGAAUGAAAACAAGGUUUUAAUGCAAGAAGCUUUUUCCCUCAUUUAUUUAACCACGUCUCCUGAAAUAGCAGCCCUUCAGUGACAGGUGCACUGAACACAGGUGUGGUGCUGCUGGAUUAAACAGGAACAACUCUCUGCCCUGUUUUUUUUCUCCAAGUCAGGAAAUAGAAUAUUUGAACUUUGCAUAAUUCACUUAAAACGUAUAUACAUUUUUAAAGUGCUUAAAAAUACAAAUCAUCACUGAAGUAUAGAGAGAGCCAAUAUAAACAAAUGGAAUGGUCAGAGUUAUUAUAGUGACAACUAAGGUAUCGAUUAAUUGACAGUAUCAACUCAUGAGUGACACGCAGGAAAACAUUCCGCCUUAAAGUUGCUGGUAGCUGCCAGUAGCCUUUGAAUGACACAGUGAUUAGAUUAAUUUUCCACCUAGCUAAUGUUAACUAGUAAAGAUGAAAAGGCAGCAGAACACCCUGUCAUUCAUCAUUCACUCUUCUGGCAGUUUCUUUAUUUGUGAUGCAAAUACAAAGAAACUUUACAAAGCCAGUCUAUUAAACUCAGACAGCUUGUGGUGCCUGCAGGAAAUGAAAGCUUGCUCAGCUAUGUUUUCAUAGCCUAGCCUGUUAGAUGAGCUUUACCUCCACCUGCACUGCAACUCUUCCUCAGAGUGGAUGUUUCAAAUGUGGUUUCAUUUGUUCAGCACAAGUAAAUAAACAAAAUCAUUCAAAACACAAAA
Messenger RNA from Lates calcarifer (barramundi perch), 3473 nucleotides. Its product is annotated as putative ferric-chelate reductase 1. Gene Ontology annotation, molecular function: oxidoreductase activity, acting on metal ions. Lineage: Eukaryota; Metazoa; Chordata; Actinopteri; Centropomidae. The record is from RefSeq and is a predicted model, not a curated record.